GCUGGAGAUACUGGGGCGUGCGUGUAGGGCUUGGCUUGAGGGUGUGGUUCGGUUGUUUUCACGACAGUGACAGAGCGCACCGCCGCCAUGUCUGAAUCAUACGACUUUUUGUUCAAGUUCCUCGUGAUUGGCAACGCCUCCACCGGCAAAUCCUGCCUGCUGCACCAGUUUAUCGAGAGCAAAUUCAAAUCCGAAUCCUCGCACACAAUCGGCGUGGAAUUUGGUUCCAAGGUCGUCAACUGUGGUGGCAAGACUGUCAAGCUCCAAAUCUGGGACACGGCUGGUCAAGAGCGCUUCCGCUCGGUAACGCGCAGCUACUACCGCGGUGCCGCCGGUGCACUUCUGGUCUACGACAUUGCCAACCGCGAAAGCUACAAUGCGCUGACCAACUGGCUGACAGAUGCCCGCACCAUGGCCUCACCUGAUAUUGUCAUCGUGCUUGUCGGCAACAAGAAGGACCUUGAGGCGGACCGUGAGGUGACCUUCCUCGAGGCCUCUCGCUUUGCCCAGGAGAACGAGCUCAUGUUUCUGGAGACGAGCGCUCGCACCGGCGAAAACGUCGAAGAGGUCUUCCUCAAGUGUGCACGUACCAUCCUUUCCAAGAUUGAGGCCGGCCAAUUGGAUCCCGAGCGAAUGGGCUCAGGCAUCCAAUACGGUGACUCUUCACUUCGGAAGCUGAAGCAGCCGGCCGAGGAUAAGGGCGGCUGCAGCUGCUAAAGGAGUUAGGCCUGAAUCGGUGCCUUGUACCGCCCCCUUGUUCUCUUUAUCGUCGUGUUUUCCGGCUGGCUUUCUUGUCCCUUGUUACGUAUUUCGUCAGUUUUGUCCCUUUCUAUCCUCCUUUCCCACUUGUUGCUCCUCUACGCCCUCUGCUUCUUAUUCUUCGCCUCAUCAGACCGUGGGCUGCCGUGCCACGCUCUUUGUGUGGACAUGCCGCCAAUGCGCCAGCCCAUAUUGAGCACUGUUCGCCGCGCAGUCGUGUCUCGGUCUCUUGCCGCCACUUUUUGUUACACAACCGCGAUUGUGAUCAUUGGUAGUUGUCUCUCUCGUCGUCACGACGAGUCAAUUUGAACAUUUUGUGAUC
Monosiga brevicollis MX1 is the source of this 1081-nucleotide messenger RNA. RefSeq lists its product as uncharacterized. The transcript has 8 exons. The coding region runs from base 88 to 717 and encodes 209 amino acids. NCBI's taxonomy places the organism in Eukaryota, Choanoflagellata, Craspedida, Salpingoecidae. Gene Ontology annotation, biological process: Rab protein signal transduction; regulation of endocytosis. Gene Ontology annotation, cellular component: endosome. The record is from RefSeq and is a predicted model, not a curated record. Gene Ontology annotation, molecular function: GTPase activity; GTP binding.